Messenger RNA from Clupea harengus (Atlantic herring), 2683 nucleotides. Its product is annotated as WD repeat-containing protein 20-like. NCBI's taxonomy places the organism in Eukaryota, Metazoa, Chordata, Actinopteri, Clupeiformes, Clupeidae. Gene Ontology annotation, molecular function: protein binding. The record is from RefSeq and is a predicted model, not a curated record.
GCAAACCAUGUGACCUGUUGACCUGGGCAUGAUGCGCAAGCGUAGCGAGUAAGAUCCGGGCUCCAGGCAGGAUGAAUGCAAAUGUCCAAGAUGGCGGUGGAGGGAGGAGGGAAGGAGAUGAACGAAAUUAAAACUCAAUUCACCACUCGGGAAGGUGUCUACAAACUCCUCUCGCACUCCGAAUACAGCCGUCCUAACAGAGUGCCUUUCAAUUCGCAGGGCUCGAAUCCGGUCAAAGUCUCCUUCGUAAACGUCAACGACCAGUCCGGUAACGGCGAGAGAAUCUGUUUCAAUGUGGGCCGGGAACUCUACUUUUAUAUUUACAAAGGCGUGAGAAAGGCUGCAGACCUCAGUAAGCCCAUAGACAAGCGGAUCUAUAAGGGGACGCAGCCCACAUGCCAUGACUUCAACCCUCUGACCGCCACGGCCGACAGUGUCUCGCUGCUGGUGGGCUUCUCUGCUGGCCAGGUGCAGCUCAUCGACCCCAUCAAGAAAGAGACCAGCAAACUGUUUAAUGAGGAGAGGCUGAUUGAUAAGACUCGUGUGACGUGUGUGCGGUGGGUGCCGGGCUCUGAGAGCCAGUUCCUGGUGGCCCAUGCCAGCGGCAGCAUGUACCUGUACAACGUGGAUCACGGUUGCGGCACUACUGCGCCCCACUACCAGCUCCUGCGCCAGGGCGAGGGAUUCGCCGUGCACACCUGCAAGAGCAAGCAGGCGCGGAACCCGUUGCAGCGCUGGACCGUGGGCCACGGCACUCUCAACGAGUUCGCCUUCUCGCCCGACGGCAAACACUUGGCCAGCGUCAGCCAGGAUGGCUUUCUGCGCGUGUUUGGCUUUGACGGCGCCGAGCUGUACGGCUCCAUGAAGAGUUACUUCGGCGGCCUGCUGUGCGUGUGCUGGAGCCCCGACGGCCACUAUGUGGUGGCCGGCGGCGAGGACGACCUGGUGACUGUGUGGUCAUUCGCCGACUGCCGGGUGAUUGCGCGCGGCCACGGCCACAAGUCGUGGGUGAGCGUGGUGGCGUUCGACCAGUGCACCACCAACAUCGGCACGGACGGAGAUGCGCCGGCCGAGUUCAGUGGCAGUGACGACGACUUCCAGGACCAGCAGCACUUCGGCGGGGGAUGCAGGGGCCGGGAGCGAGCCAACAGUGCCCAGUCACACCUCUCCAAACGCAACUCCACCGAUGGCCGGGGCCUGAGCGGCUCUUACCGCUUCGGCUCGGUGGGGCAGGACACCCAGCUGUGCCUCUGGGACCUGACGGAAGACAUCCUGUACCCCCUGCCCCUGUCUCGCACACGGACUCAUACCAACGUCAUGAGCGCCACCACCACCAACCCCCCCAGCAGCACAGCGGGCACCAACGGCAGCGGCAGCACCAGUAGCGGCAGCGGGGACAAGACGGGCACGUCGUCCCUCGCCCAGACCAACUGCCUCUCCAGCCCUCUGCCACGCUCCAACAGCCUGCCACACUCCACCGCACCACCAGGGGGCAGCACCCCCAACAGCCACCCCAAGGCCAGCAGCAUCAUAGACAGCGCGCUGAUCGCCACGGGCGUGCACAAGUUUGCCACGCUGGCGCUGCACGAGUCGCGCAAAGAGCGCCACCACGACAAGGAGCACCGGCGCAACCACAGCGUGGGCUACAUCGCCAGCAAGAGCAACGACAAGCUCAACCAGCUGAGCGGCUUGCGCUCGGCCGCGGGCACCGUGGCGGCGGCAGGCAGGACACUGGGCACGGGCCUGUGCCCGCGCAUGGAGGAGGUGCCCCUGCUGGAGCCAUUGGUGUGUAAGAAGGUCGCCCACGAGAGGCUCACCGUGCUCAUCUUCCUGGACGACUGUCUGGUCACCGCUUGCCAGGAGGGGUUCGUCUGCACAUGGGCAAGGCCCGGCAAGGGCCUUCUCUCAUCCCAAAACCCAGGCAACUCUCCGAGUGGGACUGUAGUAUAGCGUCCUGGUGGUGUGGUGUGCUGUGCUGUGCUGUGGUGUGCUGCUAGGCAAGGCUCCACGAUGCAGGGACGGGUCGGACAGACCUGGUCCACCUAGGGCCUACGGAUGUGGGCCAGAACCCUCCUCCACCGGCCCCCGCCCGUCUCACAGUCCCAGGUUGCCGCUGGAGGGGCACCAGGCCAGGAGAGCGGGCAGAGCCAGCGAGGGAAAGGAGGGCACUGGUGCCAAGCGCGGUGCGCUUAUAGACAUAACGGCAAAAGGGCCCCUGGAAGUCCUCCGACCGUCUGCGGAGAAGAUGACGAGGAGAAUCUCACCCUUUUUUAGUUUAAUUUUAAAAACCUUCUUUUCAGUUGGGCUUAUUUACCCCAUAUUGUUGUCACUACCACUCCUUCCUUAUUUCCUGUUUGUUUUUAGUUUUUUUCUUCUUUUUGUUUGUCUUGUUUCUGUUAGUUGUGUGUGUGAGACACUGUGCUGUGGUUCGCGGACGUUCAUGAUGUUGUCCUCUACUAUAAGGGAUGCUUGAGGUCGGACAGGUGUGGAAAAGAGGAGAGCUCAUAUUUAUAAACACACCCUAGCAGCUCAAGCCUGUUUGCACUGAUCUACUCAAUGUGUGUGUCCAGAAUGUCGUUAUGAUGGAACAAAAGUCCCUUAAAGACUACUGUGCUGGCACUGAGGGUCCAUGAGAAGACAGUUCCUUCUGUGAGAUGGAUCAUGCAAUCAUAUAUAUAUAUAU